This is a messenger RNA of Sphenostylis stenocarpa, 246 nucleotides long. The record is from the annotation of a GenBank genome assembly. Lineage: Eukaryota; Viridiplantae; Streptophyta; Magnoliopsida; Fabales; Fabaceae.
AUGUCUGAUGAUGACAGCAUUUUGCUGAAGGCAUUAGGGGAUAAGCACAAACCCGACCAGGGAAUAGAAUAUGACGUGAAGCCAAUUUUCGGUAUUGUUGAGGAUACUCUUACACGUUCCGCUUUCAGGUUUGAGGAUGCUACAAAGAGUUCCCUCGCUCCUGCUGAAGAUAGAAGCCACCAUCCUGGUUAUACGAGCAUGCCGGAGGCGCUGUCUGCUAAGAUUCAACAGAUUUCCUCCGAGUAA